Messenger RNA from Nicotiana attenuata, 2087 nucleotides. RefSeq names its product pentatricopeptide repeat-containing protein At2g27800, mitochondrial-like. The transcript has 3 exons. Gene Ontology annotation, molecular function: protein binding. The record is from RefSeq and is a predicted model, not a curated record. NCBI's taxonomy places the organism in Eukaryota, Viridiplantae, Streptophyta, Magnoliopsida, Solanales, Solanaceae. The coding region runs from base 252 to 1571 and encodes 439 amino acids.
CUCGUGCCCAAAUUUUGCUGCCCUUUCCCCUUUCCACCCUGUCGUUGCUGCUGUGUGAGCAUAUCACCAUCUUUGGCCGCUCACUGCUUCUUUAUCGUACAACUUAUUUGAACUACAAAAAGACCAAAACUUGAAACCCAGAUUGAGUUGGGUCAACAAGAAUUUGAGCGAAGUGGAAUUCUACAUAGUAAGCAUUUUCUUGAUCUAUUUUCCUGUUAUUCAUCCUUUUCUUUGGUAGUAUAACUUCCAAUAUGCUAUUUAUUUUUAGGCACCAUUUUUCCCAUUCCUGCUCAAAAUUAAGUCUUUUCUGUAUUAAAGAUCCCACCUUUAAUAAAAUUACUUGUUUGAACACUUUGUAUUAUCAUUUAUAUGCCUACCUUUUUAGCUACAGUUCAAGAAAAUUGUGUUGUUGGCCUCAAAUUUACUACCCAUCAAAUCCUAGACCUCUUUUACCUCAAACCCAAUUUGUCAAUUUCUAUUGUUCAAGUUCACCAACAUGGCUAAGAGGACCUCCCUCAAGAUCUUUGAGGAAGAGGAUGAACAGAAGAGCAAGAGCUGCAGCAAAGCCUGUUCUUGAUGAAUCCCGAUUUCAAAGGGCUGUAACUCAGCUUCCACCUAGAUUUACCCCUGAAGAACUGAGGGAUGUCAUGACUUCACAAAAUGAUCCUUUAGUGUGUUUGGAGUUGUUUAAUUGGGCGUCGAAACAGCACAGGUUUAGGCAUGAUGUUUCGACGUAUCAUGUUGCCAUACAACGGCUUGGUGAAGCGAAAAUGUAUGAAGAAAUGGAUCAUAUUGUUAAUCAAGUGCUUGCCGUUCCAUCUAUUGGGUCCGAGGCGCUUUUCAAUUCAAUGAUUUAUUAUUUCACGGAAGCUAGGAAGUUGACUCGAGCAGUGAUGAUAUAUAAGCAUAUGUUAAAUAGUAGGAAAUUGGAUUGUAGGCCGUCGAUUAAAACUUAUAAUAUCCUUUUCGCGGCUCUUCUUAGUAGGAGGAAUAAUUCGUAUAUAAAUCACAUGUAUAUGGACACUAUAAGGUCCCUCUUCAAGCAAAUGGUCGAUAAUGGGAUUGAACCGGAUAUCUUUUCCUUGAAUACCAUGAUAAAGGGAUACGUGCUUUCACUUCAUGUGAACGAUGCCCUUAGGGUGUUUCACCAAAUGGGCGUGGUUUACCAAUGCCAGCCCAACUCAUUUUCGUAUGAUUAUCUGAUUCAUGGGUUAUGUGCGCAAGGACGAACGAAGAAUGCUAAGGAAAUUUAUGAUAAGAUGCAGUGCAAAGCAUUCAUACCUAGUAGUAAAUCGUACAACUCGCUAGUGAACUCCUUGGCUCUUGGCGGAGAGGUUGAUGAGGCAGUGAAAUUCUUGUGGGAGAUGAACGAAAACCGAAGAACAAUUGACCACAUCACCUUCCGAACAGUAAUUGAUGAAGUCUGCCGGCAAAAAAGUGUGAAAGAUGCCAUCGGCUUGUUAAAGGAGUUGCAAGAUAAGGACAUCGUUGAUGGUCUUACUCAUAGCAAGCUUCUGUGUGAACUUGAGGAUGAUGUUCAUAAUUUAAAUGUCAGAAAUCAGUACAGCUAAGGUAAGAAAAUCACAUUGACAUGGUGGCUCUGAGAAAGCAGUUUCAAUUGACAAGAGCUGAACCUAAUGAGUGCUUGACUUGAAACAUUGGCAGAAAAUGUUGUAAGCUACACUCAAAGGGUCUGGCUUAGUGGUCAAUGAAAUGAAUGCAAAUCUUGGAAACCAAAGUUCAAAUACUAGCAGAGACAAAAAAAACUAGGUGAGUUCUUCCAGGUACUUGUGUUGGUAGGAGGUAGCAGGUACCUGGUGUAAUAAUCGAGGUGCAUGCAAGCUGGCCGGACACCACCGCUGUAACAAAAAUGCUGUGAUCUGCUCGCCCGUCCAGUCUUGUGUCUCACUUUGUUGUUAGUGUUAAAGUUAAAUGAUGUCUUCUUAUGGAGGAGGCAAAACAUGCAGUUGAAGGACUCCUUCCUCAGUGUAGACUUUGAUGUAACUGGUAUUCUUGGGAAAUGCUGAAGCUUGAAAUGCCAUGCUAAUACUUGAACUCUAAGUUGGUAAAUGUUAGUCGUUUAUGUC